Monodelphis domestica (gray short-tailed opossum) is the source of this 6336-nucleotide messenger RNA. It is a transcript of the gene SNORC, whose product is annotated as secondary ossification center associated regulator of chondrocyte maturation. The record is from RefSeq and is a predicted model, not a curated record. Gene Ontology annotation, biological process: cartilage development. Gene Ontology annotation, cellular component: cell periphery. NCBI's taxonomy places the organism in Eukaryota, Metazoa, Chordata, Mammalia, Didelphimorphia, Didelphidae.
UCGCGAUCACGGGGCUGGCCAGAGGACUUUAGAUGGCCAGACGAUCUCCCUAAAGUUAGGGAGGAUGCCUUGAACCCACGGGCAGGAGCUCCUCUGAGCCGGGGAGAGAGCGGCCCGCUCGCUUCCAGAAUGACUUCUGAAGUCGCUGCAGAGGCCCUUCCCCUUGGGGGAUCUCGGCUGGGUCAUGACGCCGCUGGCCUGCUGUUGGGAAGCCUUUGAGCCCGGAGACAGGGCCCUGGGGAAGACGGGCUCCGGCCACCCCCUCUCCAGGGCCCUCUCCUCUCCCCGUAGCGCUGGCGGGGCGACCAAGGAGGAGGAGCGCCAGGCCGGCUGGCUUCAGGCACGGCGGCCCUCUGCUUUCUUCCCUUUGCUCAGCUCUUACAGUGGAGCCGUCCUCGGGACGGGCCUCACGGGCUUCGGGUGCAGGUAGCCGGGGAGGGUGAAGGGUGAAGGGCGCCGUCCGUGGCUCCAGGACUCGUCCCCGGCCUCUGCUCCAGGCCGGCCCUCCGCAGCCUCGGGCGCUGGACCGCCAGGGCCUGUCGCGUCGUUGGGAAGAGAAGUGGGGGGGCUAUUCUGACAGGCCCGAGCCCGAUGGUGCCUCCCCAGUAACGUCCAGGAGGCUCUCGGGAGAGCCCUUGCGGCAGCGCAGGCAGAGUUUUCAGGGAGGUCGGGGCACGAGCGGCCAGCUGGAAGGCCUCGUUCUGGAGGAUGGCGGAGGCGAGGCGAGUCCUGACAGCAGGCGAUGGAGGGCAGGUUCGGAGCUGAGGAGGUGGGAAAGGGAAGGAGGACUCCAGAGAGCUCACCCGCGUGGAGCAACGCCAGCUUCGUGGCAUGCUGGGCGUCCGGCCUGGAGGUAGCACUCUGUGUGUGUUUACAUCUUUUUAACUCCUUCCCUUCUGUCUUGGGAUCCAUACUGUGGACUGGCUCCAAGGCAGAAGAGUGGUCAGGGAUAGGUGCAGUGACUUGGCCAGGGUCACACAGCUGGGAAGUGUCUGAGGCCAGAUUGGAACCCAGGACCUCCCGUGUCUAGGCCUGACUCAUCCACUGAACCGCCCAGCUGCCCCCCGGAGCGGCCUUCUCGGCAGAGCUCCUGGUUUGGGGAAUGAGCAGGUAGCCAAGAGGCUCGGAUCGGAAGCUCUUUCCUUUCCCUUCACAAGAUGGAGAAUCUUUCCAUCCACGAGGCAGGAAGGACGUCCAGCUUUCUGCUCAGGGCGGUCCUCCCAGCCGAUGUUGGGCUGUGAACGCUUUAGCCUCUGGAGAACGGAACCUUUCAGAAAUGAGCAACGUUUGGUUUGAGUUUGUGUGCAGGGAAAUGGAGGCCGCGCCGGCCUCCUCCGGGCCCCGCGUGGCGUCCGUGGGAAGCAGGCAGGCCCGGGAGGCGGCUCUUCCUAAGACGUCUGCAAAGUCCCCCGCCUGCACUCGCCGCCUCCCUGCCCUUCGCUUCCUCCUCCACCCAGCGAGAGGGGUCCAGCCUGGGCAGCUGCGAGUGGCCGCUGGGCCUGUGGCCUGGCCACCGCAGAGCCUUCUGGUAAGCCAGUUUGGGUCCCCGACGGCGUGCCUGCUUGGUCUAAGAAGGCCCCCGUGUCAGCGCGGCGCCCAGCUCCGAGUGCCCGGAAGAUGGCCUUGUGGCUCUUUGUCGGAGGGGAAAAGGCGCCUCAGGGAGGCGGCUCGGGUCACCCGGGCCUCGGUGGCUAAACUCGGGGCCCCCCUGCGUCUCACAAUGGUAAAGUCGGAGGGUCCCCCAAGUCUGUCAUUGGCAGAGGCCUCUCUGGCUGCCUCUGGGCUGCCUCAUCUCAUUCUUCAUCUGUGUGUGUGUGUGUGUGUGUGUGUGUGUUUGUGUGUAUCUGAGUGUGUGUGUAUCUGUGUUUGUGUCUAUGUGUGUGUAUCUAUGUGUGUCUGUGUGUGUGUAUAUGUGUGUAUCUGAGUGUGUCUAUGUGUGUAUCUGAGUUUGCCCGUGUGUGUAUCUGUGUUUGUGUCUAUGUGUGUGUAUCUGUGAGUGUAUCUAUGUGUGUCUGUGUGUGUGUGUAUAUGUGUGUAUCUGAGUGUGUCUGUGUGUAUCUGAGUGUGUCUAUGUGUAUCUGAGUGUGUCUAUGUGUGUGUGUAUCUGAGCUUGCCCGUGUGUGUAUCUGUGUGUCUAUGUGUGUGUAUCUGUGAGUGUAUCUAUGUGUGUCUGUGUGUGUGUCUGUGUAUAUGUGUGUAUCUGAGUGUGUCUGUGUGUAUCUGAGUGUGUCUAUGUGUGUGUGUAUCUGAGUUUGCCCGUGUGUAUCUGUUUGUGUGUCUGUGUGUGUGUAUAUGUGUAUCUGAGUGUGUCUGUGUGUGUCUGAGUGUGUCUAUGUGUGUAUCUGAGUUUGCCCGUGUGUGUAUCUGUGUUUGUGUCUAUGUGUGUGUAUCUGUGAGUGUAUCUAUGUGUGUCUGUGUGUGUGUGUAUAUGUGUGUAUCUGAGUGUGUCUAUGUGUGUGUGUAUCUGAGUUUGCCCGUGUGUGUAUCUGUGUUUGUGUCUAUGUGUGUGUAUCUGUGAGUGUAUCUAUGUGUGUCUGUGUGUGUGUGUAUAUGUGUGUAUCUGAGUGUGUCUAUGUGUGUGUGUAUCUGAGUUUGCCCGUGUGUGUAUCUGUGUUUGUGUCUAUGUGUGUGUAUCUGUGAGUGUAUGUGUGUGUGUCUGUGUAUAUGUGUGUAUCUGUGUGUGUCUGUGUGUAUCUGAGUGUGUCUGUGUGUGUGUAUCUGAGUUUGCCCGUGUGUGUAUCUGUGUUUGUGUCUAUGUGUGUGUAUCUGUGAGUGUAUCUAUGUGUGUCUGUGUGUGUGUCUGUGUAUAUGUGUGUAUCUGAGUGUGUCUGUGUGUGUAUCUGAGUUUGCCCGUGUGUGUAUCUGUGUUUGUGUCUAUGUGUGUGUAUCUGUGAGUGUAUCUAUGUGUGUCUGUGUGUGUGUCUGUGUAUAUGUGUGUCUCUGAGUGUGUCUGUGUGUGUAUCUGAGUUUGCCCGUGUGUGUAUCUGUGUUUGUGUCUAUGUGUGUGUAUCUGUGAGUGUAUCUAUGUGUGUCUGUGUGUGUGUCUGUGUAUAUGUGUGUCUCUGUGUAUCUGAGUGUGUCUAUGUGUGUGUGUAUCUGAGUUUGCCCGUGUGUGUAUCUGUUUGUGUGUCUGUGUGUGUGUAUAUGUGUAUCUGAGUGUGUCUGUGUGUAUCUGAGUGUGUCUGUGUGUGUAUCUGAGUUUGCCCGUGUGUGUAUCUGUAUUUGUGUCUAUGUGUGUGUAUCUGAGUUUGCCCGUGUGUAUUUGUAUCUGUGUGUGUCUGUGUAUAUCUGUGUGUGUCUGUGUAUAUCUGUGUGUGUAUCUGUGAGUGUGUAUAUGUGUGUCUGUCUACGUGUGUCUUUGUAUGUAUCUGUGUAUCUGAGUGUGUGCCUGUGUGUAUCUGAGUGUCUGUGUAUCUGUGUUUGUGUCUAUGUGUGUCUAUCUGUUGUGUAUCUGUGUGUAUCUAUGUGUGUCUGUGUGUGUCUGUGUAUCUGAGUGUGUCUGUGUGUUUGUGUCUGUGUGUCUCUGUGUGUAUCUGUGUGUCUGUGUCUUGUGUGUCUGUGUAUCUGAGUGUGUCUAUGUGUGUGUAUCUGAGUUUGUCCGUGUAUGUAUGUGUGUGUGUUUGUAUCUGUGUGUGUCUGUGUAUAUCUGUGUGUGUCUCUGUGUGUGUAUCAGUGAGUGUGUGUAUGUGUAUCUGUGUAUCUGUGAGUGUGUCUAUGUGUGUCUUUGUAUGUAUCUGUGUAUCUGAGUGUGUGUCUGUGUAUCUGAGUGUCUGUGUAUAUCUGUGUGUGUAUCUGUGUCUGUCUAUGUGUGUAUCAGUGAGUGUGUCUGUGUGUCUGUGUGUGUGUGUGUCUACGUGUGUCUUUAUCUGUAUGUAUCUGUGUAUCUGAGUGUGUGUAUCUGUGUGUGCGUCUGUGUAUGAGUGAGUGAAACGAACAGGGACAGGGAGAGGGAGGGAGGGGAGGAGGCAGGCAGGCAGGCAGGCAGGCAGGCAGAGGUUUCCCAGUAUCCAGGGUGGAGCUGCUCCUGGCUCCAGGAAAGCUGGUUUUCUUGGUCACUCAGUCAGUGAGCCGCUCUGUUCCAGGAGUCUGGGUGUGAGUGAGUGAGUGUGUGUGAGUGUGCGCACGCGCCUGUGUGCUCUCUGAGGAAGGGGUUUGUGAGCCAACUGGACAGGGUUGCAUUGAAGCGAGCUCGGAGCUCCUGACACCUUCCCUGCCUGAAGCCUGGCCCGGAGCACCUCUGCGGAGAAGGAUGGCUCGUCCCGCCGUCGCCUGCCUUGUCGUCCUGGUGCUGUCCGCAGCCCUCGUCCCUGCCGUGCUCACAGCAGAGUAUCCCCAAGGCCCUGUUCCCACCCUGUGGAACGACCCAGGGGAGCUGCCCUCUGGAGGGGGGCCCUUCGAAAGCACCACCCACAGCCAUGCCUCUGACGCCACGGAGCUCCCCCUCUACACCGCAGAGUAUGAGCCCGAGGACACCACCCACCUGCACCGGCUGGAUGAUGGCGCUGGGUCCUUGGGCCCCGGAGCCAUCGCUGCCAUCGUGAUCGCUGCCCUGCUGGGCACCUCCAUGGUCUUGGCAUUGAUUGUCAUCACGCUGAGAAAAUUCUCCACUUCCUGAACGAAAUAAAAACGGUCUUGUUUUUCCUAACAUCUGGAUUUGGCUAAGCUCACUUGGCACAACCCACUCUGCUAUGGAUGACCGUCUCCUCGCCAUGCCCUCCUCUUCCUUUGCUGCCCCCGUCACCUGAGAUAGGGAGAGACCCAGAGGCCCUUCACCAGGAUUCUUGGCUGCUCCUUGUGGGCUGUGGGAGUCUCUUUCCCAGUAAGCACAGGCUGAGAGGUUGGCCCCAUGGAGCAGCCUUGGGAGAAGGGUAAGCCUAGAACAGUCCACCUUUUGGUGGUUUUGUUCUUUGAUGUCUUUGGCCUAGAACAAAUGAAAGAAUUGUUCAUGUGGAAAUUUCAGGGGCUUCCGUGAACUUGGACAGCAAUAAGAAUUUCAUCUUUUCUUUUACCAACCUCUGACGGAAAUAUCUAGCGUUUAAUUCAAUUACCUGAAAACUUCAUUCUGAGCCGGGCCCAGAGGCCGCCUGAGGAUGAUUGCCCAGCGGGUCCAGGACGCAGAAAUGGUUAAGAAUCCCCAGGCGAGAAGGAUGGCUUUGGGGUAUGAAAGGGCUCAGCUGCAAACGUCUCUUUGUUCUGUCCCAACCCAUUUUGGUUCCUGCUCCGUUUAGCGGAGACAACACCAUCUUGGCUUCCCCCCAGAAGCCACUUUAAAAAGGGAACAGAGAGGCGACCACGUGGGCCGCCCUUCUGAGGAAUCCACUCGUGCCUUUGUUUAGCCCCAAACCGGGUGCUUCUCAGUGUGGGAUGGGCCAGUUCCUGGGCUGAACCCUCCAGAAGGGGCUUUCUUUUGCUCCCAGAGGCCCAGGCCUUUGCCUCUCCUUUCUGGCCUCCCGGGCCCUCUGGGCAAUCUUCUCCGAAAGGAAAUCUGUCUUAGUGAAAUCCGGCCUGACCACUUUUAGAGCCAAAGGCAGGUUUCACAGACGAGACCCACGUCCACACGGACCGUCAGUAUCCUGUUUUAACUAACGAUUCUCCGUCCUGGCCAGCGGCGGUCCAGGUGCCGCCGGCUCACGUUCUCUCGGGACCCUCCAAAUGCCAGCCCUAGGCCGAAGCCCCACGUCCCCCCUCCAGCCAGAGCUCUGUCCGGCCCAAAGCGGAGCUCUCUCCCAAGGGUGGGCCAUGUGGGUGGCCCCGCAGGUCCCUGCCAGCUCGGAGGAGCCUCCAAAGGGUGUUGGGGAGCCCCUCAGCCCACUCGAGUGCCCCCGAGCUAAUACUGGCCUCCUCGGCCUCCCCCCCUUGGGUUUGGGUCCUCAGAAUCGGCUCCCGUUUUCUCCCUGCUCCCGCGUGAUCUUGGGCCAUCGCUUGGACUCCCUGGACCUUCCCUGAAAAUCCUCACGGCCCCAGCGAGCCGUGGUGAGACGGUGUGAUCUGGACCGGUCCCGAUCCAAAGUACUGACCCAAAGGGGGGGGGGUGAAGGGUCAAACCGCCCCCCCCCUCCCCGACUCCUGCCCAGAAGGCAAGGAUUAUGGAAGCCCCAGAAGCCCGCACCAUGGUGGCCUUCCUGAGCGUUUCCUCCACUGGAUCCUAGCUCCAGGGCUCCUGCUGCCUCCUCCAAGAAGUCCUCUGUGAUCCCCCAGGUGAAAGCAUCCUCCCUUCCUAAAGCUCCCGGAGGCAUUGUGGCGCCUCCUCCCGCCUCCCCGCUAGAAUGGAAGCCCCGUGAGGGCAGACGCUCCUGUCGCAUGCGCAGAACUUAAAUAAAUGCCUUUUGGACGGUU